Molecule: messenger RNA, 5018 nt
Organism: Caenorhabditis angaria
Lineage: Eukaryota; Metazoa; Nematoda; Chromadorea; Rhabditida; Rhabditidae
Source: the annotation of a GenBank genome assembly
AUGUUUGGUCAGUUUUUUUUCGAUACGUUUUUUUAGUUAGGUUGUGGAUUGUGGGUGUGUGAAAGUCUAAUUUCAAAUUUCAAAAGUCCUAAAUGUCUAGGUCUAAAACUCCUUAUUUUUGGGCCUUAAAAACCCUAUUUUUUGAGCUAAUAUAAGCUCUAUUUUCAGCCCAAGAAUCCUAAUCACGCCUUACCUUAAAAGCCCUAAAUUUUAAGCCCAAAAAUCUAGCUUAAAACCAUAGUUUUUAAGCAUUAAGGUCCCUAUUUUUAGGCCUGACCUAUCAUAAUUUUAAAGCCUAUAGUUUAGGCCAAAAAAGUCCUUAAAUUUAAAGGUGAAUACUUUCAUUAGAAAGCUUUACUUUAGUCCUAAAAUUUAGCUUCCAAAUGUUUUUUCCCAAAAAUUCUCACGAUCAUAAAUUUUUCACUUUUUUCUAUUUUCUAGAAUUUUUCAUCGAUUUUUUCCAUUUGCCACGUGGAUUUCAAGAGCUCUAGAAAAUUUCGGUCCCAAAAUUUCACAGCAUACCAAAUAAAAUUGGAUCAAUAAUUUUUCGCGCCACUUUUUUUUCGCAAACAAUCUGGUUCGGAUCGGCUCAUAAAUUUUUGCCCGCUGGCCAAAAAAAUCGAUUUUAUUUUCGAAAAAGAUUUUUCGCGCCAAGUUUUUGGCAGGCGGGAAAACUUGCGAUUUGAAAUUUGAAAUUUCAGUCUCCGAAAAUAUCGUCAUGUCGACUUUUAGGUCUAAAAAUUUAAAAAUUUUGAAAUGGCGUCAUUCAAUUUUUGGGUAAAUAUGUUUAGCAUUUCUUAUGUACCUUUAAAAUUAUAGUGUCAUGGUCAAAUUAUUUUUUUCCUCUUUUUAUUUCUGUGUAUUUUCUUCCCUAAUCCGGUCAACCAACAAAAGAAGCCCGAAGGGAAGUUAUUAUAACUACAUAUAGAAAAAAAGAAGAAAAUAUAUAAUACUUAAUAAUUUUGGGAAAUAAUUGCAGGUUAGAAAUGAAAUUUUCUCACAAAACAUCGAUUUUCUUUUCUUUUCGCAACAAAAUUCACACGCUUUUUAAAUAUGAAAAUUUACGUUUCUGAAAAAGACAGCCGCGUGGCCUAGUGGUCUACACGCCGGCCGAUCUUUUGCAAAACCAGGGUUCGAUCCCACCCGCUGCCGAAUUUUAUUUUAAAUUUUUCGCAACAUUUGUAUUUACGAAAAUGUUUCUCUCAUAGGACUACGGUAGGAGAGAGAGAGUGUGGGAAAGCGAGAGAAGGAGAGAGGUAGAGAGGUACACAUGGCGCCGCGUUUGUUGUAUUGAUUGAGCUCUGAAGAGAAAUUGAGAGACGCAGAGAAGCGGAGGACAUUUUUUGACUACGGUAUCUCUCUUCUCUUAGAAAAAACAUUUUAUUUUUAGUUUUCGAAAAAAUCAUAGUUAUGUUAAGUAGACGAGAAAAACGAAGAUUUUUUGGGCUUCGCAAAGGUUUGAAAAUAAUUUUUUGUUUCAAAAAAUUUUUUUGAUAAUUUGAAAUGCUGUGAAGUCUAACAUUUUAUUGAUUUUUCUGUUUGCCAUUUUUUUUUGAAAUGUUCAAAAAUUAAUUUCAGGUUGUUGCUCACCUCAAAAAGUGCCAGCAUUCAGUGCGGAGCAGGAAAAAAUGCUGGGAAAAUCGAAUGAACCGCAGAGUUUUGUCAACAAGGGGAACAAGGUUGGUGGGAUUUUUGGAAGAAUAUGACGUGGCUAUAGUCCGUCACCUGCGGAAAAUUUUAAUUUUUAAAUAUUGAUUUUUAGUGCCGAGCCCGAGUCUAGAUCGCAAGCUUUUGUGCCGAAAAUAUCAACAAAAAAUUGAAUUUAGAAAAAAAUCUAAACGUGACCCGAUAAUUCGUUUUCACGUGACUUUAAAAUUUAAAAUUUCAUUUCUCAAAAAUUUUCAAUGAAGCCAUCACUCGCUGAAAUCUUAUUCACCUUCCACCAAAAUUCCAAAAAACCAUUCCAGGACGCCAAAUCGGAUUUGAUCGAUCUCGAAGAUGUCGUAACUCAUUGGGCAAAAGUCAUUUUCGACACAACAAAAAGCAAAUCCGAGGCAAAGAUCAAAAAGAAGUACUUGCAGGUUAGUAGGCUAAGUCUAAAGAGGGGUUUGCAAGCUUCCUGGCAAUUUUGAUUUGAAAUUUAAUUUUUCAGUUCCUAAAAAUUUAAAUUUCAAAAAAAUCUUUUCGAAUCAAAAAAUUGUGGUUCAUAUACAUAGUUAGGUUAACUCUCCAGGGAUACUAAAAUAAUUGUUUGUCAUCUCUUCGCUCAAUUUCCCCUCUGAUUAAUCCUUUCCGAGUUGAGCUCCUAAAUCUAAUUAUAGCUUUUAUGGGGAAAAGGGGGAAAUUGGCACCUUUUAAAAAUAAAAAUAAAAUAAAUAAAUAUAUGGUGUCUCCUAAGGGAGAGGAAAUUAAACAUUUAUUUUCUAUUUAGAAAGCAUGUCACGCAGAAAUUUGAUAUAAGGACAUUUUUAUUUAUGAGCCGAGCCGAGCCACAAGAGCACACAAUAUUUUGAUUAAAGUCACUCAAGGGACCAUUCGGGAGAGAGUUAUUUAAAGUUGUAAAUUUUUAUUAUUGACACCGGGGUGUUAAACAGCAGUUGGUGGCGGCAACACCUUUUGGUGAUGAUUAUUUACAACACUUGACUUAGGCUGGGGAGCUAGAAUAUUUUUUAUGAUCCCGAAAAUCUGAGGGCCAAAAGACAGCUCAUUUUUUAGCGAUGACAAAAUUGAGUUUGAAAUUUUAAUUUGCCACGUGGAUGCAAAUUUUUCUGUUUUUUUUCAGUACAACAUCAAUUGGACAAAAUUGUUCCAAGAAUGCUCGGAGCCAAUCUACACUGUACUUGGAGCAAAACCAAAUGUUAUUGAUAGUGUGAGUUGAAUUUUUUGAAGAAGGCAAAAAACAUUUCAAAAAAUUUUUUGCAGAAACAAGACGAAAAAGUGCUGUUCAAAACCACAUUUGCCAAUACAACGCAAAGAGAACAAGAAUAUUCAUUCAAAACCGAGCGAGCAACUCGUAGCUCAUCUACAGUAAUCAUCGAAAAAGGUGUUUGCCGUGGAGCAGAAGUCUCUCUAAAACUCAAAACACCGUGCGAAAUUGUUGAGGCGAAUGCCGGUUUCACAACUGAAGUUAUGCUAAAUCACAUUGGUGAGAAUACAAACGAAGAGGAAUUGUCAUGGGGUGUUGAUAGUUGUGUAAGAGUUCCACCAAAUUCUGAAACUGUGGCUGAACUUGUGAUUAUUGAGGACAUUUUGACGAGAGAUUUUCGAAUUGAGAAUCGAUUGAGUGGCAAAGUUUUGGUGACAAGUAAGUGUUUUCGGAGGGAAAUAGAAAUUUUGUAUGGAAAUUGGGUUUGAAGAGGUGUCAAGAGUCCUUAAGUGUGAAUAAAAUAUGACUAAUUUGCAGUCACCAACUUGAAGGAGAACAAUAGUUUGGUGACGGUUAUUGAGGGAAAUAUUACGGAUAUUAUUCGAGGAAUGCCGGAUUAUACAGCUAAGGGAUUCAGAUUUGAUGGACCCGUGAGUUUUUUCAAACAUUUUUAUUUUGAAAUUCAAAGCUCGCAAAGUUUUUGGCUAAUCUAGAAAAAAAAAUCAAAAUUUAAAUUUCGCUCUAAAAUAUUGAGUUUCGAAUUUGAACUUGUCACCUGGAUUUUUCGUUGAGAUUUUGUAAAAAACUUAGUUUUUAUUCCAUUCUGUGAACAGUUAAUCAGAAAAAUUACAUCAAUGUGAGAAAUUUGAAACGUAAAAAAUUAGGAUUUCAAUUUUUUUGGAAGAUCAGAUUUUUUGAUAGGAAACUUGAGAAUUACACAAUCCUCUUGGAAUUUCAGUCAGAAUUUUCUGAAAUUUUGAAUAACUAUUCGCAGAAUAGAUUUAAAAACCAAACAAUAUUAUAUAAAAAUUUUGAAACGUAUUUUUUUUCACAAGGGAACCUUUUUUACUCAACACUUCAAAUCAUGAUGAAAUUUGGUCCAUGGACAGAUUUUGGGACCAUAAGAACACCCUAAAAAUUUUAGUCUCCCAAUGGACCUCUGAGCCAAGUUCUGGGCUCUCAAAAACUCAAAAAAGGCCUAAAAAUGGUCAUAAAAGUCAUCAUAGCUCCAUUUCAAAAUUUUUUUUGGUGGAAAUGAAGUUUCAGAUAUUGAUCAGCAUAGUCGAUUAGCUAAAAGUCAAUCAAUAAAAAACUUUAUUUCGAAAAAUUUUGAAGUUGUUUAUUUUUGGGCUGAAAAUUCACGAAAAUUCAUAUGUGCCCCUGCUCAUUCUUUUUUUCAAAAUCAAAAUUUUUUCUGAAAAUUCGAUUUAUUGAUGGUUUUUGAGUAAAUCGACCACGCUGAUCAUCAUCCGCUACUCAGUUUUUCAUAAAAUUGAUCGAGAAUUGAGUUAUGAUGUGUUUUAUGAGCCAUUUUUGGCAAUUUUCGAACUUUUGAGAGCCCAGAACUUGGCUCAGAGGUCCAUUGGGAGACUAAAAUUUUUAGGGUGUUCUUAUGACCCCAAAAGCUGUCUCUGGACAAAAUUUCAUCAAGGUUUGAAGUGUUGAGUAAAAAAGGUUUCCUUGUCAGAUAAAUUUGAAAUUUUUCUAAAUUUGUAUGUCCAAAGUUUUGUGAAAAAAAUUGAUCCAAACUUUUUUUUCCCAGACAAAACUUGCGAAGAAUCAGAAUAAUAUAUCAAAUUCUCAAAAAUGCAACACAUUUUUGACUAAGAAGAGAAUGAAAUGUCAAUCUUUUGGGGCGCGCUUUUCAAAUUUAUGAUCGCGCGCGAAGAAACAAUAACUUUGGUUGAACAACAGAUGUGUGAUGAUUUAUUAUAAGUAUGAGAGCCUUUGAGAAAAUGUAGUUGGGGGAAUUUUUUUUGAAUAAGAAAAUAAGGGGAUUCUGAAAACUUGAAAUCGGUCUUCCCCCAAAAAAUCCCAAAUUUUCCAGGCUGUAAUUUACGAGACUCGCGGUCAAUGUGUUUUCCGAUACGGAGUUGAGCAAAAAGUUCGAAUCAACGAAUAUCCGCUGACCGGAUCGGCUAGAAGAUAUUAA